AUGAGCGACACAAAAAAGACAGUCUUAGUGACUGGAGGGAAUGCUGGCUUAGGAUACGAGGUCGUGAAGGCACUUUACAAGUCUAACACAGCAUACAAUCUCAUUAUCGCUUCUCGUUCUUUGCCUAGAGCCCACGGUGCUAUCGAAACACUGAUUAAAGAGGCCCCUCAUUCAUUGUCAACUCUGGACGCUGUCCAGUUGGAUAUAUCACAGGAUGAUUCCAUUAAAUCCUGCAUCGAACUCGUGAGCACAAAGCAUGGGAAGCUUGAUGUUUUGAUCAAUAAUGCAGGAGCUGCUUUUGAUUAUGAGAUCUCAGCAGGCCGAAUGAGUCUUCGCGAGGGCUUCAAUAACUCCUGGGAUAUUAACGUCACUGGGUCGCAUGUGCUGACUCACUUAGCCAUGCCUCUUCUCUUCAAGUCUGAUGAAAGACGUCUUCUCUUCGUGACAAGUGGUGCAGCGUCAUUGGCAGAGACUGAAAUGUCUGGCUCGGCUAUGUUUGACCGAAACAAUGCCGCGCCAGACGCCGGAUGGCCAAAACCCUCCCAGCGAGAUAUCACAGCAUAUAAAUCGUCAAAGACAGGUCUUAACAUGUUGAUGAGAGAAUGGGAGCGUAUUCUGCGUAACGAUGGUUUCAAAAUUUGGUGCAUCUCACCCGGAUUCCUGGCUACUGGGCUAGGCGGUGCUGGCCCGGAGGUUCUGAAAAAGUCGGGAGCACUUGACCCUUCUGUGGGUGGGCACUUUAUUAAGGAUGUGGUUGAAGGUAGACGUGAUAUGGACAUUGGCAAAGUUAUAAGAGUUGACACGAUUCAACCUUGGUGA
Molecule: messenger RNA, 819 nt
Organism: Clonostachys rhizophaga
Lineage: Eukaryota; Fungi; Ascomycota; Sordariomycetes; Hypocreales; Bionectriaceae
Source: the annotation of a GenBank genome assembly